AUGGGCACCGUUCCCUUGUCCGAGAUGCAGAAUCCGUCAUGCCUCCUGUACGGCCCGUUCGACGCAAGAUUCGAAGAUAGACCCAUCCCGCAGAUCGAGGACCCAUCCGACGUGAUCAUUCGCAUCGCAUACACAGGCGUCUGCGGAAGCGACGUCCAUUUCUGGCUCCAUGGCGGAGUCAAACGCCUCGUAUCCCCCGAGCAACCGAUCGUCAUGGGCCACGAAGCAUCCGGCAUCGUCCACGCCGUUGGACCCUCGGUUUCUGCCCUCCAACCUGGAGACCACGUCGCCAUUGAACCGGGCUACCCGUGCCACCGGUGUCUCUGCUGCAAGAGCGGCCGGUACAACCUCUGCCCGCGAAUGAAGUUCGCUGCGGCCCCGCCGAGCUGCCACGGCACGUUGACCAAGUACUUCCGUCUGCCGGCGGACUACUGCUACAAGAUCCCGCCUGGGACGUUAGGGCUCGACGAGGCGGUGGUGAUGGAGCCGCUGGCGGUUGCGGUGCACUCGGUGCGACAGGUGGGUGUGCGGCCCGGGGAUCGAGUGGUCGUGUUUGGUGCGGGAACGGUAGGCUUGCUUUGUGCAGCGGUAGCGAGGGAGUUUGGGGCCGCGACGAUUUUCAUGGUUGAUCUUAACGCAGCGAAACUGGAGUUUGCGCGGUCGUUUCUCGCGAGCAAGGAAAUGGUCUUGGGGACGUGGCUGCCUUCUGCUCCCGGGUCUUCGGAGGAGUAUGCCGCCGCUUUGCUGGCUGCGUUUGAGCGAACCGAGCACUGGAGCGACGAGACCCCUGGGUUUGAUGUCGCUAUUGAGGCUACGGGCGCGGAGCCGUGCAUUCAGAUGGGGAUUGAGGUGCUUCGGGUUGGGGGUGCGUUUAUCCAGACGGGGCUUGGGAAGCGGAAUGUGAGCUUUCCUAUCUGCACGGUUGCGGAGAGGGAGAUUGUGGUGAAGGGGUGCUUUCGGUAUGGACCGGGGGAUUUUCGGAUGGGCCUGCAGUUUGCAGUUGAGGGGAGGAUUCCUGUCAAGGAGUUUAUUACGAAGGUGUUGCCUUUUGAGAGGGCGACGGAGGCCUGGGAGACGACGAGACGUGGAGAGGGCAUCAAGACGUUGAUUGAGGUGUUCCAGUGA
Molecule: messenger RNA, 1125 nt
Organism: Aspergillus novofumigatus IBT 16806
Lineage: Eukaryota; Fungi; Ascomycota; Eurotiomycetes; Eurotiales; Aspergillaceae
Product: NAD(P)-dependent alcohol dehydrogenase
Exons: 2
Coding region: 1-1125 (374 amino acids)
Biological process (GO): D-sorbitol catabolic process
Molecular function (GO): zinc ion binding; L-iditol 2-dehydrogenase (NAD+) activity
Source: RefSeq, a predicted model, not a curated record